UCUCUUACAAGUUUGUGACUUUUGCAUACCGGUAUGCUUCUGCUGUCCCCAACUGGCUGCAUUCAGGCCGGGAAAUUCGACUUGGAGUCGAUGCACUUAUCAGUUUAAAUGCUUAAAACUCGCUUUGACCGAGAGUUGAGAACGCCAUAUCAGCAAGAAAGCCUUUGUUGUUCGCUGCAAUAGGAGUGAACAUAUUAUGUCUGUAUGUCAGUAUGUGUAUACUGUAUGUGUAUACUUGUAGAGUAAUACUAUACAGCUAUACCAGUAUAUAGGCUAGUGCCAACUGUAAGACUGUAGAAAGACGAACCGUACUGCAUGGACCUACUUUUUAAUUAAGAGCAUAACAUACGACACACCGUUACACGCUUCUGCAUUUAGUGUGGCUCUGUGCCUGCGUUUAUUUUCUGUAUUGAGGUAUUUAGGUAUUGCUGGAAUUAAAACAUUCAUAUACACUUGUAUACAAUGACCUGUUAUAUCUAAGAUCACCAUGGAGAAUGGGAAGAACAAAGAGGAAAUGCUGUUGGAAGCAGAUGAUAAUGUCUUUGUUGAAUUUAAAACCAAGAAAAAACAAAAAUCACACAAGGGCCAUCCUGAAAUACGAUUAUAUAAACGACGGUUCUUGAUGCUAGGGAUAUUUUCUGUAUACUCUAUGUCCAGUGCUUUUCAAUGGAUAGAAUAUGCUAUUAUAACAAACAUUAUUACAAAAUAUUAUGGAGUUAGUGAACUUGCUGUGCAAUGGACCUCUAUGGUUUACAUGGCAUCAUAUAUCCCACUUAUGUUCGUAGCAACAUGGAUGUUGGAUCGCUGGGGUCUAAGGAAAGUUGUGUUAUUUGGAGCAACCUUGAAUGCAGUUGGGUCAUUGAUCAAGAUUGGGAGUGUUCAACCUCAUCUAUUUGCUCUUUCAUUUAUAGGUCAGACAGUUGCAGCCUGUGCUCAGUCAUUUGUGCUGGAAAUUCCUCCUAAAGUUGCAUCUGUGUGGUUUGGUCCAUCAGAAGUUUCUACUGCCACAGCUAUCGGAGUUUUUGGGAAUCAGCUUGGUGUUGCCAUUGGAUUUCUUCUGCCUCCUGUCAUUGUUCCUGAUUCAGAUGACAUGGAAUUGGUUGGACAUCAAUUAAGAGUUUUAUUCAUUUGGUAGCGCAGUCGUCUGUACAGCAGUGUUAAUAUUAGCUUUGCUGUAUUUCGUGACCAUCCUCCUCAUCCGCCCAGCAUUGCAAGAAAGUUAUCAGUAGCAGCUGAACUCUCUAAUAAAGAAGCGCAUUCGAAUUCACUUUCUAAUUACAAACGAUCAUUGGGCGUUUUAUUGAAAAACGUUCCAUUUUUGUUACUUUUGGCAACCUAUGGAAUAAACACAGGAACAUAUUACGCAAUUGGAACACUGUUGAAUCCAAUUAUGUUGCCUUAUCAUCCGGAUGCUGGCAAAGCUAUUGGUGAAAUCGGUUUAACUAUGGUAGUUGCUGGACUCGGAGGUUCUGUUCUUUGUGGUUACUUUUUAGAUAGAACUAAAUUAUUUAAAGUUACAACUGUUGUGAUCUAUGCACUGUCAAUGGCUUUUAUGUUUGUAUUCACCUUCACUCUUCAACUCAAAUUAUUAUGGCUGGACUAUUUAACCAUUGGAGUUUUAGGGUUUUUCAUGACGGGCUAUCUGCCAAUCGGAUUUGAAUUUGCUGCGGAAAUCACGUAUCCGGAAUCGGAAGCUACUUCUUCCGGUUUUCUGAACGUUUCUGCACAGUUCUUUGGUAUCCUGUUCACUUUGGCAGCCGGUGAAUUAAUGAAAAGCAGCAUUUUAACAGCAAAUUUAUUUAUGUCUAUUGCACUGUUAGUGGGCACGGUGUUAACAGCACUUAUCAAAGAAAAUUUGAAACGACAAAAAGCGAAUAAAAGUUCGAUAGAAAAGCCCUAUACGUCGUUGAGCACACAUGCAGAAAACGGACAAUUGCCGACGAACCAAACACCCAGCACAUUUCUUGGUGACGAGGACGCUCUCGUUAGAUUAACCUCGAACAGUUCUUGCUACAGUACAGGUGGUGAUUGUUAGCAGGCGCGCUAACAGUUACCCAUUUGGGUUUUUCAAUUGGCCUUUGCUAAAUUUCCUUAUGCAUGUCCAUUUUUUAAAGUUUGGGUAACGUGUCCAUUUUCGAAAUGUCAUAUUUUGAUAGACUUCAAAUUUUAUUCUAGGCAAACUUAUAGUUGCAUACGUACGUCUCAAAUAUUAUUUUACUUCUUCAUUCACAACAUCGAUUACCGUUUUACCUUCAGUCGCCAACCUAUCCCAACAUCAGCGAUUUCUAAAUAUAGCUAAUGACUAGAUUUAGCUAUUUUUGUUUUAAUUUGCCUGGUUUUAUGUGAUAAAUGAAUUGAAAAUGAUUUCGUAGGGCUCUAAUUGAAAGAAAAUCAAAUUUGAUGAAAUAUAGCGGCCAUGGCGUUCCGUGUAGUAGAUUUUUGCAUGGUCAAUUCUUCUUAUUUUGCACUGACACAUAUUCAUGGUAAAUUGCCACUAUGAUCUGAAAGAUUUGAUGAUGAUUUGACUCCAUUACCAUUUCUUCAGUUCCGCUAUCAACGCGGAAUGACUAUUUAUUUACAUUUGCCGGUUAUACUCGUUCGGGGACAACCUGAGCAAUAACGAAAGUACAGUUUCACGUGCUAGACAACGAUUAUCACGUCAACGUCCUUACAGGUUAGAGUAAAAUUUUAAGAACUAUGCAUGCUCAAAAGAAGCAUACCGUCGGCGCAAAACCUAACAGUUUAUAUUUUAUCUAUGAUAUUCUCACAGAAGUAACUUCAAAGCACCGUGAAUGCUGUAUUUGACACGAACUUGUAAUUUUGUUUGCUUAUUUGUUGCAGAAAUUCUGUACAACCAUGGCGUUUCGUAUUUCUGCUGAAAUAUUUUUGCACUUUUUAAACAGUCUGGUGCCAUGUAUAUGAUUUUUUUGUUGAAUUUGUCAUUACUGUACUUGGCCUACAUAUAUCCCCCUAUUCAUGUUCUCGUUAUAUGCUGUGAUUAAUUUGAUGCUGUUUUCCUUUUAUCCAUCGUGCUAUUUCGAAUUAGCUUAUUUUCUGCCUUCAACUAUAAAUAAAUGAGAUUUUGAUUCCA
Messenger RNA from Styela clava, 3091 nucleotides. Its product is annotated as choline/ethanolamine transporter flvcr2a-like. Lineage: Eukaryota; Metazoa; Chordata; Ascidiacea; Stolidobranchia; Styelidae. Gene Ontology annotation, biological process: heme export; transmembrane transport. The record is from RefSeq and is a predicted model, not a curated record. Gene Ontology annotation, molecular function: heme binding; heme transmembrane transporter activity. Gene Ontology annotation, cellular component: membrane.